This is a messenger RNA of Phalaenopsis equestris, 1495 nucleotides long. Its product is annotated as BAG family molecular chaperone regulator 2-like. Gene Ontology annotation, biological process: protein stabilization. The coding region runs from base 154 to 1128 and encodes 324 amino acids. Lineage: Eukaryota; Viridiplantae; Streptophyta; Magnoliopsida; Asparagales; Orchidaceae. Gene Ontology annotation, cellular component: cytoplasm. The transcript has 4 exons. The record is from RefSeq and is a predicted model, not a curated record. Gene Ontology annotation, molecular function: protein-folding chaperone binding; adenyl-nucleotide exchange factor activity.
CCCCAUCCCUGUGGCUGUUCUGUCUCCUACACUCUUCUAAAAACCCCGCUUUGAUUUAGAAAUCUGCGGCUUUCUCCGGCGAUCCACUUCCCCGCUAAAUCUCUGACGGCUUGUUACUUUACUAGUGUCGGAUCGGAUUCAGGUUUUUGUAAGAUGAUGCGCAUGAGGACUGCAACGGCUGUAGCGGCGGAGGGGCCCGCCGGGCCGGUGAAAGCUUUUGUGCCUAUGAAGGAUUUUCCGGCGGUGGUUCCGGUGAAUGAGCAGUCAAAGUGGGAGGUUCGACCCUGCGGCAUGCUCGUGCAGAAACGGAGCUCGGAGGAGGGCGCCGCUGCAGUACCCGUGCCGACCUUCCGCCUGCGUGUGAAGCACGGUUCUAUCUACCAUGAGAUCUACAUUAGUUCUCAGGCGACCUUCGGGGAUCUGAAAAAGCUUCUCGCGGAGCGAACAGGGCUGCACCCGCAGGACCAGAAGAUAGUCUUUAAGGACAAGGAGCGAGAUUCCGCCUCUUAUCUGGAUAUGUCCGGUGUGAAAGACAGAUCAAAAAUGGUGGUCGUGGAGGAUCCUGCGGCUCAGGCCAAGCGAGUUCUUGAGAUGCGGCGUGCUGCCAAGAUGGAUAAGGCCGUAAAAUCAAUCUCCCAGAUCAGUCUCGAGGUGGACAAGCUCGCCUCGCAGGUGUCGGCGCUGGAAGUCGUUUUUUCGAAAGGAGGGAAAGUUUCGGAGAACGAGUUGCUGAGACUAAUCGAGCUGUUGAUGAACGAGCUGCUUAAAUUAGACGGUGUAUUCGCCGAUGGUGAAGCCAAGCUCCAGAGAAGAAUGCAGGUCAAAAGAGUUCAGAAGUACGUGGAGAGGCUGGAUGUGAUUAAGCUUAAGAAUGCGAUACCAAAGAUGUAUGAUGAAGAAACUCCGGAGGCGGCAGCGCCGCCGCCGCCGCCGCCGCAGCAACGACAAAGGAAAAAGUCGUCUUCUUCCACGCAGCCGCCCUCGGUUAUCGUAACAACAAAGUGGGAGACUUUCGACUCCCUCUUCUCCCCCCGCGCCUCUGCAUCUACUUCAUCCACCACCACUGCCUCCUCCACCGCUGCUUCAUCGGCGGCGCCCACCCCAAGGUUCGACUGGGAAUUGUUCUGAUUCCAGGUUAGAUCAAAUUACACCGACGGUUUAUUCAGGUUUGUAGAUCAAAGAUGGGACUUUGGCCGUCGCUGAUGAAUGUGAUUGGUGGUCGUCCUCUUCGUACUUCUUUUAUUGUGUUUGUUCUCUCUUCUCUUCACAUUUUAAAACUUUUUUUAAAACCAUUGUUGUUAUUCUUUACGUAUAUGAAUGUGCAGAUCUUGUCAUAAUGAAGGGCAUGUUUAUGUUUACUAUUUUAGAUAAGGAUCAUCGCCUUGUAAAAAUAAAUUUGGGCUUAUAUAAUAAAUCAAUGAGAUGAAGCUGCAAGUCCAUCUUUCUGUGCCCAAUGAUUGCAAUCAUACCUCAUCUUUUCUUUGUUUUCUUUUUG